AGCAUUUUUCAACUGGGCCGUAAACGAGCGAGGGUUCCAAGCGUUCCAACUUCCAACGACUUCGGUGGCGGCAAACUCAAGCUGUGAAUCUACUUCUGUUCCGCUUUUGUGCGUAGAUUUCUUUCCUCACCUUUUCAAGACUGACAGUGUGGGUGCUCGCCCUCUAGACUAGUGCUGUGUUUUUGGGGGGAUCUUUUACCGGCUUUACUUUUUUUUUUCUUUUAGUUCAUCGAGUAAUUCCUUCUCAGUUUCACACUGACGUGUGAUGAGCUGGGGACGGCAGCUUUGUUACGAGGAAGCGAGGUGGAAUGUGUUAACCUUGAAGGACUUGCUUCUGGGGGUUUACAGAGCAGAGUCUGUUUUGCCAGUCUGUCUUCUCGGUGUGGCCAUGAAGCAAGAAUAACCCGCUAGCUUUGUCACCUAAACUAACUCAGCUACGAAUAUGUUGGUCUGAGUGAUUGGAGCUUCAGUUCGAGAUAGAUUGCUCUCGUGCUAUCUUUAUCGUCUUGGUGACUAUUCUUGCCAAGACCGCCACCAACAUAUUAAUAGCGGUAGCGGUGACGGCGACAGUAGAAGGGAACCUGCAGUUGACAAUGCCUACUGUAGUGCCCAUCAACCCCAACCACAUCAACAGCCGUCACACCACACGCCAUCUUCACUACCGAAAACCACAGCCCACCUCAGCCGCUCCCAGAAGUAUCACCAGAAGUAUCACCGUCCUUUACUAACCCUAAUGACGUAAAAACUGUUACCCUAAUGACGUCAUGUUUCACGCCGUUGGCCACAAUGUCAACGCCAGGGGCCGCUCGAGUGGUCUCAGCAGACACUACCCACACUUCCUCGGCCACGCUGACUGGAAGGCCGCCCUCCGGUGUGGAAUACUGUUCUGCACCACUGCCUGUAUCCUCUUCGUCAUCGGCGUCAUCUUGACCUGGCUAGGUACUCGUAGAAGUGUCCACGAUGUGUUCGGAGAGAGUGUUCCCAUCACAGGUCCUAUCUUGCUGGCUGUUGGGGGCCUCAUGCUGUUACUUGCCUUACGCCAGUUCUACAUCGCUCACUCCAGGAAGAGGGCUCAAAAGAAAGCGCUGGCGAAGGGAGCCGCGAAGAAGGCAGUGCCUGGGGCGGACGAUGAGGAAGGUGCGGCCCUUGCAGAUGAUGAUGCCGCCAAAGACAAAGGCAGCGUUGACGACCUGAAUGACGUGGCAUACGACGAGACCUGCGAGAAGCCGCCACUUAUAGCCGGGGGCUACGGAGAGCUCGGAGGUGGGGUGGGCAGCAGCGGUGGCUACUACUGGCCCGCCGCCUCAGCGCAAGCCGCCAUUACCUCCAUGGCCAUGAUGGUAUAUAAAGACCCUGCCCUCACCUACGGCCCAUUUCUAUCGGCUGCCCACGCACACAGCGCUGAUGCCUACACGGCGUCGUCUUUAGGAGUGGCCUUGCCCCUUCUUUCCGCGGCAGGGAGCAGCAAUGGAGCACUGAUAAACCCUGACGGGGCGGGGCCUAGUGGCAGUUAUCAAGGGGUGUCUCCUUUAUCCCCUGCGUCACUUCCGGGUGCGUCACUUCCUGGGUCGUCAUUUCCGGGCGCAAUGGCACAAGGACCGAUAAGUAGCGGUGAUGGUUCUAGUGGCGGAGGAGUUAUCGCCCCGUGUGCAUCGUCACCCACUAAUCUCAUCGGCGCUCAGACAUCAUCUGGGAGUUCAGUACCCCAGGGUGAGACGGCCGUUUUGCCGACGACAUCUACCACCACACUGCAGCAGCAAAACUUGCAUUCCGAUCCUCAGAGUUGCUCACCUUCGGGUGCCGGCGACUCGGCUCCCCACACGCUCACACCAAAGUCUUCGGCGCCAGACCCACAGAGGAUUUUCCCCUCAGACUACUUAAUGGCGUACCAGCGAAGCCAAAGCUCUGGUACCUCUGCCAACGCUGGCAUCAGCAACCUACCAAAACCCACGGCAUUCAUGAUGCUCAGGACGUUAGAAUUGCAAGAAACUAUCUAAAGCUCCUUCACUUCGUGGAUGAUGGCUUCGGCUUUUGUGUGUGUGUGUGUGUGUGUGUGUGUGUGUGUGUGUGUGUGUGUGUGUGUUUGUGUGUGUGUGUGUGUGUGUGUUUCGUCUUAAACUAUAAUAUAUUCUGUUUUGCCUUUAAUUAUCAGAAACGCACAUCCAUGAAACGUUACAAUAAAGCAGAUAGCCAUUUACCUGAAGUAUGUGCCAGUUGGCAUACAAAUUUUCUUCAAUAUUGGCUGCUUUUUCUUACUGUGAUUUCCACAGGAAGCCCAAUCAUAAACCACCGAAACGGAAAGAAGACAGGGACGCCAGGAAAUAAAUAACCUUUAAAAAAAAAAACUCCAACAAACAAAUAAAUCGAAAUGCGUGCUCCAAGUCUCCACCACCGAACGAUUCCAAAAUUGUUUUUAUACCUUUUCAGCUAGCUUUUACGCUGGUUUAUAUUCCAGCGUUUUUAUUCAUCCAAAGCAUGAACGCUUCCUGAUUUUGUUCCUUGCAAACAACAGAAUCGGAAUUGCACGCAUUAUCUGCAAAAUGCCUGGAUUAUUUCUUCUUAAGCAUGCGAUGGGAGCCUGGGUGAACUGUUGAUACUUGUUUAGAAAACGACAGAAAACUGUUUAUUAACCCAGGAAAUU
This is a messenger RNA of Aplysia californica (California sea hare), 2641 nucleotides long. RefSeq lists its product as uncharacterized. The coding region runs from base 765 to 1997 and encodes 410 amino acids. Lineage: Eukaryota; Metazoa; Mollusca; Gastropoda; Aplysiida; Aplysiidae. The transcript has 7 exons. The record is from RefSeq and is a predicted model, not a curated record.